CAGCAGUUUCUCUCAUUCAGAUUUCAGAUUUGAUGUGGAUGUCUUGUGUGGCAGACGUCAUCUGAUUUUGGGUCAAGCAGUAGUCGUGCUUUUAGUGGAAUGGACUUUAGUUAUUUACUAGAUCUUGCAAAACAAAAUGAAGAACAAGCAAAGGAAGCGGUUCAAGUCAAAAGAUACAGUACUCAAGUAUCGGCCUCGAAAAAAAUUCCUCGCUCGGGGGUUCAAUCUGAUGGCAUUCGUGCUUUCUUAGCUCGAAAAGAUCAUGAAGAGAAACAAAAAAGGAUGGAAGAAAAGAAAAAGAAAGAGGUAUUGCUGUCGUUGCGUGCCCAGGAUCGGAAGUCCAAUGCUAGAGUCCAAGCUAUGUUGAAAAGAACGAAAAGUGGUAACAAGGCAGUAUUGGAUGAAGCUAAGAAUUCAUUAAAUACAGCUGUUACAGCUGCUGGACUUGAUGUUCAACCAGAUGAAGAUGAUUACGGCUAUGUUUCCCACGAAGCAUCUGCAGCAUAUAAAAAACUUAUUGACAAGUAUAGUAGCACAGAUACUUCAAAUGGUAACACACAAAGAGGGAGAACUCAUAAAGAAUUGAGAAAUGCCAAGGAUAGGGUGAAAAAUGCUCUUGACAAAAUUGAAGAGGCAGAAGGUACACCCCAUCGAAAAAAACGCAUCAACAAGCCUAUAAUGUCGAAAGAAAAAGUUGAUGAGUUAUUGAAAGUUGAUAAUAAGUCACGUAAUAACGAUAGAGAUGUCUCCAAAAAGGUUCGACCCAAGGGUCUUCCACCAGAGGCCUCCCUUAGUUUUGAUCAGAUCUUGAAAUUAGCUGCCGCAAAGCAGCACGAACCAUUAAAGCUUGAAAAGAAAUUGGAUAUUCCUGAAAAAAAAGAACCAGAAUCCAAUAGACUAAUGACCAAGAAAGAAAAAGAAGAUCUCAUGAGGAGGAAAGAGGAGGAACGAGACCGUCAACUACGCAAAGAAGGAAAAUUACCCCCUAUUAGGCCUACUCCUGACAAUUCUGCUGUACCUGCUGUACCUGCGAAAAGUAAAGAAAAACCACCAACUAAAGUGAUUCCUUCCAAAGAGCCAGUGAAAAUGCCAUCCUUCAUGAAUGGAAAAACUCUUAACCCGACUCCUAAUACGAGUUCGAUCAAUAAACCGAUUAUGCGAGCUGAUGACCAAAAAAGCACUGUUGCGAAACCAAUUAUUGGACAGCGCCCAGGAGUCUCAAAAGUGAUUCAAAAUAAACCAGGGCCUCCCCAAAUGAAAGGCCCACCGCCCAAGGCUCUACCACCACCUCAGUUGUCAAGAGUUCCACAAGGAAAAGGGAAAACACUCGCCAAACCUCCAGCUGGACCAAGUCGACCUUUCCCACCUUACAGAGAUAUUCGCCCUGUUGAUCGGGGCUACAAAAGGUCUAUGGAAAGUGACGAAGAAGAAGAUUCCGAACUGGAUGACUUCAUCGACGACGGUCCUGAUGAAGCGGAAGAUUAUUCCAAGCACAUUCAGGACAUUUUUGGUUAUAACAGGAACAGAUACCGUAUCGAGAGUGACGACGAAGAUGAAUGCAUGGAAUCAAGCUUUGCUCAGCAGAUGAAAGAAGAGUGUAUCAGUACCAAAAUUGGUAUUUUGGAAGAUCUGGAACAGGAGCGUCUAUUGCGCGAAGAGGAAGAAGAAGAAAGAAAGAGAAAGGUGGCUUCUGCCAAAAGGGCCAAAUCUCGCAAGUGAUGACAAAUCGUCAACGACAGCAUUAGUGCACUUCUACAUCUAUUAAAUCUUAAACAAAAAAAAAAUGCUUCCGUUUUAUCAGGGAACAUUUCUAUCUUCUGUGGUACUGUACAUGGUUUAGCGAUCUAUUUUCUAUUCCACGUCAGUCACAGAAUUAAAUCGUGUUUCUUUUUUCUAAAGGCGUUUUUGUUUGCUUCGCCAAAAUUGUUGCUAUUUUGGGAUGUGAGUGGUGGAAUGAUUCAUUAUGUCACAUCGAAGUUGACCGUUUUCAUUCUGGGAAUGACUUUUUGGUAUAAUUAUUGUGGGCACAAUGCAAUUCCUGCGGAGCAAAAUCUCGGAUGCGGUGUUUGUAGCCGGGAAGGCUAUAUAGGCCUUUGCAUUUUCAUAAUGAUGAUUCCAAUCACUUGUGUAAUAAAAUUGGUCAUGAAUUAAAAGUUGAUUUUUUGCUUUAA
Molecule: messenger RNA, 2171 nt
Organism: Daphnia pulicaria
Lineage: Eukaryota; Metazoa; Arthropoda; Branchiopoda; Diplostraca; Daphniidae
Product: protein SPT2 homolog
Exons: 8
Coding region: 100-1719 (539 amino acids)
Biological process (GO): nucleosome assembly; regulation of DNA-templated transcription
Cellular component (GO): nucleolus
Molecular function (GO): DNA binding; histone binding
Source: RefSeq, a predicted model, not a curated record